Lathyrus sativus (Indian pea) is the source of this 369-nucleotide messenger RNA. NCBI's taxonomy places the organism in Eukaryota, Viridiplantae, Streptophyta, Magnoliopsida, Fabales, Fabaceae. The record is from the annotation of a GenBank genome assembly.
AUGACUAACUCAAUGUUUAUCAAUGUUACUUCCUUGGCUAUGAUAUGCUUGGUUUUGGGUAUUCCCUUAGCCAAUGCUGCCCAAACAUGUGAUGAAAUAAAAACCUCCCUAUCACCAUGCCUUGGGUACCUUAGGCACCAAGAACCAACUGUCCCUGUAAUAUGUUGCAAUGGUGUUAGAACUGUUACUGACCAGGCCAAAACCGUUCCUGAACGUAAAGAUGGUUGUGAGUGCAUAAAAUCGUCUUUAACCAACAUACCUGGACUCGAUGUUGGUGCCGCUCAGGGUGUCCUUAACAACUGUGGUGUCAAACCGUCUUUUCCAAUUGGUGCCGACGUCGACUGUAGCAAGAUAACAGUUGAGCUCUGA